AUGGAAGAAAUACGAGGGCUCGAUCCAGCACACACUGAACUAGUCGAAUUAACAAAUGCCGGUUGCAGUUAUCUGAAACACCUCUGCACAGACGAAUUCAAUCUCUACCGAGAGUUUUUCAAUUCUGGUGUGGACCAGCUCUGCACUUAUCUUGAGAACUUAUGCGACUACCUUUACGAUGACUUACGUCCCCGGAUAUUGCAUGAAACUCGCCUCACAACUCUCUGCGAAGUGUGCACGGUACUCCAAGCUCUGAUGGUUCUUGAUGUGGCAGAGCUCCCAGAGGAGCCACCCGAUGACGGCAACCUAAUUGUUGAUUUUGACCAGCCAAAGUCCAAAGGUCUGGGGCAACUUCAUAUCAGUCACCUUCUGCAGAUGGUCCUUCAGGAUGCACAGACCCGGUUGUUCUUCAAAGCACAGUCGCCCGUUAUUUUUGAAGACGUUGCGCACGAGGCCGUGAGCUUUUGCCGUCAAUCGCUAGUCACAUCAUCCAAUUUGGUUGAACAGAGAAGUUCUACCGGCGUGCUAGAUGGCCAAUUAUUUCUCGUUCGCCAUCUGAUUUUGAAGGAGGUUGCAAAUAAUUUGGAUUAUACUCCGAAAGAUACAGAGCCGCGGUCGGAUAUAGGCGGUGUGACGGAUACCUUGGCAUCAGUUCUGAAUCGCACGACUGCAUUACUACCAGAUGCUCUUUUUGCUUCAUUGCGAAUGUCUCGAGGACAUGAUACCUUUUCGGACUCUCGACAUGACAUAGAUCAAGAUCUGAAACGUGCCUGUCAGGAAGUUAUCUCGUUCUGUGCGAGAUUGCCCUGUGAUCCUCUACGAGAGUGGGUGGACCGUGUACAAGCAUUCAACGACGCCCGCAUAGCCUUCUCAUCAGGGCCACAGGCUCCACUCCUUUCGGAGCAAGAAUGGGCAAAGCGUGCUAUCACAGACGAACGGGAUUUGCGGUCAUUCGUGACGAAACUGCGGCUAUACCUCGAGGAUGAUCGGACGGUGUCUGUGCUGGUCACACAUAUAAAGGAGGCGAUCAUUGAUGCUUACCUGAAGUUCCGAAAUGUGGUGUGGAACAUGUAUGCAGGGGCGAUGAAGACAGUCAUAUUUUCGCAAGACGGUCUGCGGGGUUAUUUAAAGGAGCGAGUCUUGGCCUCGAACUACUCAGACGUAUUGGCGUUCAUAUACUCAAAGGUGCAUACAGUCUCUUUGUCCCCACAGCUUCGACAAGCUUUUGCGAUCUCAUGA
Molecule: messenger RNA, 1239 nt
Organism: Suillus bovinus
Lineage: Eukaryota; Fungi; Basidiomycota; Agaricomycetes; Boletales; Suillaceae
Exons: 7
Coding region: 1-1239 (412 amino acids)
Biological process (GO): Golgi organization; intra-Golgi vesicle-mediated transport; intracellular protein transport
Cellular component (GO): cis-Golgi network; membrane; COG complex
Source: RefSeq, a predicted model, not a curated record